Messenger RNA from Ophidiomyces ophidiicola, 552 nucleotides. RefSeq lists its product as uncharacterized. The record is from RefSeq and is a predicted model, not a curated record. The transcript is spliced from 4 exons. Lineage: Eukaryota; Fungi; Ascomycota; Eurotiomycetes; Onygenales; Onygenaceae. The coding region runs from base 1 to 552 and encodes 183 amino acids.
AUGCGUUUCACUGCUGUUCUCACCGUGCUCAUGGCAUCUGUGGCAUCUUGUCAGAUGUCAGAGUCUUGGGGAAAAGCAAAGACAACCAUAAAUGGGCCGCUGGCAACAAGUGCAAAAGCUCUAGGGGAUGAGGUGACAAAGUUGUCUGGCAUGGCUGCUGGUGGAACUUCAAUAAACUUAGGAGAAAUGAAAAAACUUAUGAAUGGCUACAGUGACAAUUGGAAGGCCGCUGGUAAUGAUAUGAAGGGUAUCAACAAGGUUACUGAUGAGGUGGAUAUCUGUACCGUUUUCCCACCUGCGGUGGAAGCAUUCGUUGCUCUUUUGGGUCCCUGGGCUGACCUUGGUGAGAAGGCUGCUGCUCUCGACAAAAAAGGCCUUGUUAAUCACAACGAUGGUGGAAAAUUGCUGCUAAGGCCGCUCCAACUUAAUGUUCAAGACACUGUCAAUAUAGUCAAGAAGAAAGGAAUUAACUGCGGGGGCAAAUUGGACAUUCAACUGCCCCGACUCUUCAGCCCGGUUGGUAACAAGUGGGUUUGGGCACUUAAAAAAUAA